Sitodiplosis mosellana (orange wheat blossom midge) is the source of this 2492-nucleotide messenger RNA. Its product is annotated as phenoloxidase 3-like. NCBI's taxonomy places the organism in Eukaryota, Metazoa, Arthropoda, Insecta, Diptera, Cecidomyiidae. Bases 148 to 2265 code for a protein of 705 amino acids. The record is from RefSeq and is a predicted model, not a curated record. The transcript is spliced from 9 exons.
GUUCUACACAAACCACCUUCAAUGAAUCAGUCCUCCUAGAAAAACUAGCUUCAUAGUCAAGACAAAUUUGGAAAAAAAAGAGUACAAAGUUGACCUUCUUAAGUGGAAGUGGUUAAAAGUUAAAGUGAAAAGUGAACUCAAAUCGAAAUGCCAAUCACGAAUAGGGUGACGUUGCCAUUGUGUCGACCACGGGAGCCCGCAUUCGUACCGAAACUAAAUUGUCGAUUCGAUAUUCCGGCCGAUCAUUUGCCCGCCAAGUAUAAGGACAUUGGAGUUGACAUACUUGAGCAAUACAAUGAUGAUAACACCCAAAAGUUGCCAGUUAAAGAGAUUCAGUAUCCGAAUUUGAAAUUUUUGAAAACGUUCAGUAGACGCAGUGAUUUUACUGCCUUCAAUCCUCAGCACAUGAAAUAUGCGACUGAGUUGAUGAAAAUCUUUGAAUCAGCCAAAGAUUUGGAUGAACUAAUAUCGCUCGCAUUGUAUUGCCGUGACCAAUUGAAUUCGGAUCUGUUCGUUUACUCAUACUACACUGUGCUGGAACAUCGCCAUGACACCCAUAAUCUUGAACUGCCAUAUAUAUUCGAAAUUAAUCCGCAUCAAUUUUUCGAUAAGCACGAUUUAUCACAAUUGCAAGCUGCUACCUACGAAUCGGAAAAUAUAAAACGCAACACCCGUGCCGCGGCUGACAAGAAUGAACCUGUCGUAAUUGAAGUGGCGUUCCGUGGACGUAUGUCCAUAGCAAAUCCCGAAGAAAAGCUGAAAUUCUUCCGUGAAGACAUCGCAGUCAACUCGAUGCACUACCAAUGGCAUACUGUUUACCCGUUUGAUGGGCCCAGUCCAGAAUACUAUGAUAAAGAUCGACGCGGUGAAUUGUUUUAUUUUAUGCAUCAUCAAAUAAUGAAUUGGUAUGAUUGUAAUCGUUUGACGGCUGGCAUUCCACUAACUGUACCCUUUGACUAUUUCCGUAAGCCAAUCGAACGUGGUAUCUACCCGGAAUUGACUACAGCCACCAAUAAAAAUUUAAUUUCACCACGUCAAGAUAAUGUAUACUUGCAAGACCUUUUGCGACCCGAAUUCAACCUUAAAGUUGCUGACCUGGAACGUUGGUAUGAACGAAUCGUAGAAGCGGUCGACAAGGGAUUUGGUAUUGAUCCAUGUGGCAAUAAGAUCAAUUUGCUGAAUGAUAAAGGUAUCGAUUUCUUGGGUAAUACAGUUGAACCGAACGUUAAAUUAUCAAUGAAUUCGGAUUAUUAUGGAUCACUGCAUAAUUUUGGACACAGAAUAAUCGCUUUUGCUCAUGAUCCAACAAACAAAUAUAAAACACCGCCCAGUCUUAUGAGAGACACUGCAACUGCAUUGCGUGAUCAUGUAUUUUAUGAAUGGCAUAAAAUGGUUGAUCAACUGUUUAUGCGACUUAAGAACAAACUACCAUCAUACAAACCACAAGAUUUACAACUAAACGGUGUCAAUAUUACAUCGCUGAAUUUAUUGGACGAAUCGAAAAUAUCCGUUGAUGAGUUGAUUACGUUUUGGCAAAAGUCUACCGUUGACUUGCGUAAUGGAUUGGAUUUCCAAUCGAAUAAGCCAAGUCUGAUUACUUUUACGCAUUUAAAUUACCAACAUUUUACAUAUUCAUUGGGCGUUGAAAACCGAAAUGAUACCAUUGUUGAAGGAACGGUGCGCAUUUUUUUGCUGCCAAUCAAAGAUGAGGCAGGUGAAGAUUUUUCAUACGAUGGAUGCCGAAAACUCGCCAUUCUAAUUGACCAGUUUCCAUCGAAAUUUUCACCGGGAAUGAACCAAAUUAAACGAAAAUCAUCUGAGUCGACCGUAACCAUUCCAUUUGAUCGAACAUUCCCCGUGCAAAAAGAUGGGACCGUAUUAUUGUCGGACCAACCGGAGGCUGUUAAAACAUUUUGCAAGUGCGGUUGGCCUCAGCAUUUAUUAUUUCCAAAGGGAACUGAAGAUGGCUAUCCAUUCCGACUUUUUGCUAUGAUUUCCGAUUAUAAGCUCGAUAAGGUUGAUCAAGGUCCAUCGAACGGUAUUUGCAGCGAUAGUUAUGUAUUGUGCGGCCUACAAAACCGAAAGUAUCCGGACAAACGGCCAAUGGGCUUCCCCUUUGAUCGGCCGGCCGAUGAUGGCGUUACGAUUUUUGAUGACUUCUUGACGGGUAUGGGAAAUAUGAUUUCCAAAUCAAUAACCAUACGUCAUCUCGACGAAAAUAUGGCUCAAGUGGACAAUGUAUCCAACAAAAUUGUGAAAUUAUGAAAUUCCAAUGUUCUGAUUUAUCUUCUGCUCAAUCUCUUCUUGAUUUCUGUAUUCAAUCUCCGCGUCAUGCAUUAUAUACGUUCUAACCAAGAGUCUCAGGUUUUUCUUCUUGACAACUGAUUAUAAUCAAAACUUAUUUUAUCAAAAUAUUGUAAAAAAAAAACAAAACUAAGCAUUAAAUGUUCGUAUUGUAUGUAUUUGUGUUUAUUAAAUUGGUGGCAAAAAAA